Messenger RNA from Aspergillus caelatus, 1149 nucleotides. RefSeq lists its product as uncharacterized. Lineage: Eukaryota; Fungi; Ascomycota; Eurotiomycetes; Eurotiales; Aspergillaceae. The transcript has 4 exons. Bases 1 to 1149 code for a protein of 382 amino acids. The record is from RefSeq and is a predicted model, not a curated record.
AUGUCAUUCAAUUCUAUACUUGAAAAGCUAGCUUAUCAGCUACAGUACACCUCACAGAAGCCAGAGGUGACGUGGGAGGCCAGAACACCCACCGACCUUUGUCUUUAUAACACCUCUGUAUAUGAGAUACCCGGAGAAAUAGAGUGGACCUGGAUACCGGUCAACGCCCGGGACGUAAAUGCCGACAUCAUCGCAUCAAAACUUAUUCUGGAGAGUCUGUCUUACUUCCGCCUUGUUCGAUUUGGUGACUGGGUACAGGAAGCAGAGGGUUCCUCAUCGAAUGCUGUCAGAUUACUAGAUUUUAGAUAUAAAUGGCUAAGUGAGACGCUAUAUUCCUAUCUUACAAGGAGCCUGGAGGAAUAUCAAAAGUACCUGGAUCUGGUCAAGGCCUUGGAGGAAAAAGCGGCUGACCCCUUUUUGCUUGGUGCCAUCAAGAAUGCCUGCGACUGCAUUAGCAGGAGGACAUAUGUGGAAUUUGGUAUUGACUCUCAGUUUAUUACGGGCCCUCUAAGUAUCAUCAGAGCCAGAGAGUAUCCAAGAGAGCUUAUUGAUCGUCAACUCAAGGCUUUAGAAGUGCGCUUCCGAAGCUGGUAUAACAGUCCUGAGGUUAGGUGGUCGCAAGAGUUCGAUACUCAAACUGACUUUCUCGACACAUUGUACCGCAUAGGACCUGAAGCCAUAGCGGUCCAGCUAUCUAAAGAAGACCUCCCACACUUCCACCGACUUACUAUAAACAGCAUUACGAACGACAGCAACGGUGUUCGGCUAGCUCUCAAUACCCGUUGGAACAGCCUUGCCCAUGCGGCAAAGGAAUGUUCAGCUGCUGGGCUUUAUACGGAGCUGACUCUAUUAGCGUGGAAACUUCAUCGUCUGCGCAACUUUUACUCUUUGACUGCAAUCCUUCAAGGUAUCAGGUUAAGUGGAUUGCGCUUAGCAGCACUCGACUACCUGAUAGAUUCCGGGGGGAAUUACAUGCAGUAUAGAAAGAAAAUGUGUUCUAGCCCUGCACUUCACUUCCUGUUUCCUUUCUCACGAACAAAGAAUACCACAGAUGUCGAAAAGGUAGUGUCUGCUGCCAGGGGAUACACCGUUAGAGAUCAAAACAACAUUCUUUCACUGCUCUCGACUUGCCUGGGCUUUAGGCCGUGA